Molecule: messenger RNA, 1866 nt
Organism: Dictyostelium discoideum AX4
Lineage: Eukaryota; Evosea; Eumycetozoa; Dictyosteliales; Dictyosteliaceae
Exons: 3
Coding region: 1-1866 (621 amino acids)
Source: RefSeq, a predicted model, not a curated record
AUGGAAAAAGAGAAUAACAAUAAAAAGGUUAAAAUAAUGUUUGAUGAAUUAUGUUAUAAUAAAGAUUAUAAAUCAUAUAGAUUAAUUUGUAUAGAGGAGCCAUUAACAGGUGGUGCAAGUGGUCUUAAUUCAUCAAUAUCACGUUCUGAAAGUGAUUUAGGUGAUUUAUUAAUAACUCAAGGAAUUGUUAAACCUCAAAGACCAACUUUUGAUCAAGCAACCCAAUUUUUCUUAUUAGAUUCAAUUUCAACAAAUAUAAAUACAAUUGUUUUUAGAAAAGCAAAUCAACAAUUGGAAGAAUUUGAAAGAUUACAUUCAAUUAAUUCAAAAACAGAUGUAGACUUUUUUAGAAAAGAUCUUUUGUUAAUUCAUAAUAGAUUAAUGGAUGAUUUAGUUUGCGCAAAUGCUGAUUUUAAACAAUUACAUUCAAAUGAAAAACAAAUGAAUAGUUUAUCUUUAAUUUUAGAAAGUUAUAUAUUAGGUAAAAUUCAAAAUAAAUUAUAUGGUGAUUUAAAAAGAUUAUAUGAAAAAGAGAAUCAACAUUUAUAUGAGAAAAUGAUUUAUUUAUCAAAAUUAUCAUUUGAAGAUAUAGGUGUAAAGAGUGAUUUUGAACCACAUUUAACAAAAGCGAAAGAAGUUAUAGAAUCAUUUAAUACUGGUAUAAAUUAUAUCAAUAAUAAUAAUAAUAAUAAUAAUAAUAAUAAUAAUAAUAAUAAUAAUAAUUAUAAUAAUAAUAAUAAUAAUAAUAAUAAUAAUAAUAAUAAUAAUAAUAUAAAUAAUAAUAUAAAUAAUAAUAUAAAUAAUAUAAAUAGUAAUAACAAUAAUAAUAAUAAUAAUAUAAAUAAUAAUAAUAAUAAUAAUAAUAAUAAUAAUAAUAAUAAUAAUAAUAAUAAUAAUAAUAAUAAUAAUGAAAUAAUUAUAACGCCAAUGGAUAAACUUUUAUCUAUUGUUCAAGGAUCAAGAGAGAUUGAAGAAUCAAUUAAGGCAAGAGCGAUAUUGGAAUUAGCUGAUGAGGAUGAUAUUUUAACAAUUACAGGUGAUGAUGCAUUACCAUUAACAGCUUAUUUAUUAAUUCAUGCAAGACCAAAAUAUUUAGCAACUGAUUUAGCAUAUUGUUCAAAAUUCAUUCUAACAGAUAUUUUUAAUUCUUCAUAUGGUUAUCAUUUGGUAAAUUUAAUUGCUGCAAUUGAUUAUAUUAAAAGUUUAGAUAUAUUAUCACCAACUAAAACUACUACUAGUAGUAAUAAUAGUAGAAAUACUUCACCAACUUCUUCAACAACAAAUAUAACAUAUGGUGGUAAUAGUGAAAGUUUAUUUGCUCAAUCAAGCGUUAAUAAUUCAACAAUUUCAUCACCUAAACAACCAGAGGAUGAAGCUGCUUUAUUUAAUAAUUUAAAAAAGAGUUUAUCAACUAUGAAUUUAAAUCCUCCACAACAAUCACAACAACAACAACAACAACAACAACAACAACAACAACAACAACAAGAAUCAAAUUUUUAUAGUAAUAAUAAUAAUAAUAAUAAUAAUAAAACAUUUAAUAAUUCAAUACCUCCACAUUUUAUUUCAAAUCAAAAUAGUAAUAAUAACAAUCAGUUUACAUCAACACCAAACUUAUUUAAUAAUAACAACAACAACACCAACAGUAAUAAUAGCAAUAAUAAUAAUAAUAAUAAUCAACAUAAUAGUAGAUACUCAACAAUGUCUUUUAGUACAAAUAUUUCAAAUAAUACAAAUAUUUCUAAUAAAUAUGUUAAAGCACCAGCUGUAAUAAGUUUAGAUGAUGAUAGUGAUAAUUUGGGUGAUUUCAUAGGAAAAUUAAGAGAUAUGAGAGAUGAUGAAGUUAUUGUAUCUACUCAUUUUAAAUAA